AUGAAAGGUUGCGAGUCAGAUGGCGAGGUCAGCGAGGCCGUCAGAGCGGUGUGCAGUGAGCGAGCCGUCAGCGAAUGGGCGAAAGCUCGAAGGCACGGCGAGGCUUGGGACAGGUUCUACAACUCGCGCUCGCUCUGGCUGGACUGGCGUGGCUCUGCUGGACUCUCAUUGUGCUGUCUGAGCUGGACUGACCGGCGAAACUCCCACUCGCUGCCGUCGUCCCGUCGUUCGCACACCUCGACUCGCCCCGCAUCCUUCGGUUUGCCCUCACAGCAGCACGAUGAUUCUGCAAUCACGCCUUGCGACUCCUUCGGUUCGCGCUGUGGCGCCCUUCCUCUCCGCCCGACCAGCACGGCAACUCGCACCACCCGCCUGCCUCCUCGCAUCCCGCAACUUCUCCCUCUCCUCGUCAACUCCGCCGCCCGUCGAGUCUGCUCCGUCCCCUUCAACACCAGACCUUUCAUCUCCCGCAAAGCCCGUCUUGAGCGACUUGUUCGCGCCCGACUCGCUUCCCGACCCGACGUUCUUCGAACCGCUCUCGGACGCCCUCCUCUCGAUCCCCUCGUCCCUCUCGCUCUCUUACCUCGCCUUCAUCCCCAUCGCCACCAUCCUCUACCGCGCCGCCCUCACUCUCCCCUUCAAUGUCUGGCAGCGGCGGCGGAUCGCGAGGUUUGCGAACGAUGUUCUGCCGCUCGUCAAGAAGGAGCAGGCGCGGAUCGCACUCGAGACGCGGUCAGACUGUCGGAGGGCGGGGAAGAGCUACGAGGAGUACUUGAAGGAGUUUCAGAAGCGGGCGAAGAAGGAGGCGUACGCGAUUGCACGGCGACACAACUGCUCGCCUCGCCUGACCGUCCUCGUCCCGCCGCUCGUCCACAUGCCCAUCCUCAUCACCGCGACCCUCGUCCUCCGCGACGCCUGCGACCGUGCCCAGUCCCUCCUCGCCGUCACGCCCGCCUCCCUCCCCUCGCUUCUCGACUUGGCGCCAGGCUCGACGCUGACCACGACGGCGCUGUCGAACCUGCACGACCUCGCCUCGACCUCGUUCCUCUGGGUCCCUUCGCUCGUCCUCCCCGACGUCACGAUGUACCUCCCGCUCGGCGUUGGCCUCCUCAUGCUCCUCAACAUCGAAGUGUCGAGCCAGAUCCGGCGGCAAACGCAAGAGGCGCGCGAGGCGAUCGAGAACCCGCUCGACGCGAUGGUCGCGCAGGCUGGGAAGCCCGUCAGUGCGGCGGAACGGAGGAGGAUGGUCGCGCGAGGAGCGAGGGAUGGCAAACCGAUGGUCGUGCGGGGAAUGGCGACUGUACCGUCUCGACCCGCACCGCCACCGCCGCCGCCGCCGCCUCAGGCCGUCGAGCGGAAGAAGCCGGACACGAACAAGAUCAUCUCGAAUGCGCUGCGCUUGGCCAGUCUCGCGUUCAUUACCAUCGCAGGGAUGGCUCCAGCGGCCGUCUGCAUCUACUGGAUGACCUCGAACGCGUUCACGCUUGUCCAGAACGCCGUCUUCCGCUGGAUCGACCGGGACGAGGAGAAGAAGCGGCGGAUGAAGCGGAUCAUGAGCGGCGAGGCGGUUGGGGUGUAGCGGGGCUAUGUUUCUGGGAAACGACGCGUUAA
Molecule: messenger RNA, 1611 nt
Organism: Rhodotorula toruloides NP11
Lineage: Eukaryota; Fungi; Basidiomycota; Microbotryomycetes; Sporidiobolales; Sporidiobolaceae
Exons: 4
Coding region: 1-1611 (536 amino acids)
Source: RefSeq, a predicted model, not a curated record